Vicia faba (fava bean) is the source of this 1056-nucleotide messenger RNA. NCBI's taxonomy places the organism in Eukaryota, Viridiplantae, Streptophyta, Magnoliopsida, Fabales, Fabaceae. The record is from the annotation of a GenBank genome assembly.
AUGGAACUCCCAGUCAUCGAUCUCUCCACCUACCUCUCCGCCUCAUCCCACCGCGACACACAUCUCCAAUCUCUCUGCGCCGACGUCAGUCGCACCCUAAGCGAAACCGGAGCACUCCUCGUAAAAGAUCCCCGAUGCACCGUGGAAGACAACGACCGCUUCAUCGACAUGAUGGAGAAGUACUUCUCCUCUCCACACGAGUUCAAGAUCCGUCAAGAAAGACCUCACCUGCAUUACCAGGUUGGAGUUACGCCGGAAAAGGUGGAGGUUCCGAGGAGUUUGGUGGAUGAAGAAAUGCAGAAGAAAGUGAAGGAAAUGCCGCGAGAACAUCAGCCUCAUACUCCGGUUGGUGCUGAUCUCAAGUGGAGAUAUUUCUGGAGAAUCGGUCCCCGGCCUUCUCUUACACGAUUUCAGGAACUUAAUGCAGAGCCAGUAAUUCCUGAAGGUUUUCCGGAAUGGAAAGAAACUAUGGAUUCCUGGGGAUACAAAAUGAUAGCAGCAAUUGAAGUUGUAUCUGAAAUGGCUGCCAUUGGGUUUGGUCUUCCAAAGGAUGCAUUCACCUCUCUCAUGAAGCUGGGGCCGCAUCUGUUAGCUCCAACAGGAAGUGACCUUGAAAAGUAUAAUCAGGAAGGGACCAUUUUUGCAGGAUAUCACUAUGACCUUAACUUCUUAACAAUUCAUGGUAGAAGUAGGUUUCCUGGCUUGAAUAUCUGGCUAAAAAAUGGACAAAAAGUUGCAGUUAAGGUUCCGGUAGGAUGUCUUCUUAUUCAGACCGGAAAGCAGAUUGAGUGGUUGACAGGAGGGGACUGCAUUGCUGGCAUGCACGAAGUAGUUGUCACAAAAAGGACCAUUGAUGCUAUCAAUGCAGCUAAAGAGGAAAAACGUAGCCUAUGGAGAGUUUCUUCAACUUUGUUUGCACACAUUGCAUCGGAUGCAGUUCUGAAGCCAUUGGGACAUUUUGCCGAAUCCCCGCUAGCAAGCAAAUAUCCACCUCUAUGUGCAGGAGAAUAUGUUGAGCAAGAGCUUUCUGUAAUCAAUCUCAAAGGAAAGAAUUGA